Molecule: messenger RNA, 276 nt
Organism: Spirometra erinaceieuropaei
Lineage: Eukaryota; Metazoa; Platyhelminthes; Cestoda; Diphyllobothriidea; Diphyllobothriidae
Source: the annotation of a GenBank genome assembly
AUGUUCGAGCUGAUUACACAAAUCUACCGAUUCAAUUGGGAUGGCACUGAGGUCGUUGCCCGGUCCAACACAAAACGAGCGAGAGAAUUCUUCGAGGCUCGGUACUCCGAUGCUGGUAGUAUCGACCGCCAUGUUGAGCUGGACGUCCAUUACGAGGGCAUACGCUCCCGACUUACUGUCCCCUGCCCUAAUGCCACUUCAAUGGCCGUUAAUCCGACCACCCGGAGUCCAAUUGAUCCGCCAUCCGCCCUCCCCCUCCGGCACAGGGAUCCGUAA